This is a messenger RNA of Chelmon rostratus (copperband butterflyfish), 3790 nucleotides long. RefSeq names its product ATPase H+ transporting V0 subunit a1b (gene atp6v0a1b). Gene Ontology annotation, cellular component: vacuolar proton-transporting V-type ATPase complex; vacuolar proton-transporting V-type ATPase, V0 domain; plasma membrane. The coding region runs from base 4 to 2619 and encodes 871 amino acids. Gene Ontology annotation, molecular function: ATPase binding; proton-transporting ATPase activity, rotational mechanism. Gene Ontology annotation, biological process: proton transmembrane transport; vacuolar acidification. The transcript has 21 exons. The record is from RefSeq and is a predicted model, not a curated record. Lineage: Eukaryota; Metazoa; Chordata; Actinopteri; Chaetodontiformes; Chaetodontidae.
GUCAUGGGGGAGCUGUUCAGGAGCGAGGAGAUGACCCUGGCCCAGCUCUUUCUCCAGUCAGAGGCAGCCUACUGCUGCGUCAGCGAGCUGGGAGAACUAGGCAUGGUCCAGUUUAGAGACCUGAAUCCGGACGUCAACGUUUUCCAGCGCAAGUUUGUGAAUGAAGUGAGGAGAUGUGAGGAGAUGGACAGGAAACUAAGGUUUGUGGAGAAGGAGAUUAAGAAAGCGAGCAUCCCAACUGUGGACACUGGAGAAAAUCCAGAGGUGCCUUUUCCCAGGGACAUGAUUGAUCUAGAGGCCACCUUUGAGAAGCUGGAGAACGAACUGAAGGAGAUCAACACCAACCAGGAAGCGCUGAAGAAGAACUUUCUAGAGCUGACAGAGCUCAAACACAUACUCCGUCGAACGCAGCAGUUCUUUGAUGAGAUGGAGGAUCCCAACCUGCUGGAGGAGUCAUCAGCCCUGAUGGAGGGCAGUGAAGGGGGCCGCGGGGCCCCGCUCAGACUGGGGUUCGUGGCUGGAGUGAUCAGCAGGGAGAGGAUUCCAACCUUUGAGAGGAUGCUGUGGAGGGUGUGUCGCGGUAACGUCUUCUUAAGGAAAGCAGAGAUCGAGGACCCUCUGGAGGACCCCACCACGGGAGACCAAGUCCACAAAUCAGUGUUCAUUAUCUUCUUUCAAGGUGACCAGCUGAAGAACAGGGUGAAGAAGAUCUGUGAGGGGUUCCGUGCCUCACUUUACCCAUGUCCAGAGACCCCACAGGAGAGGAAGGAGAUGCUCGCUGGAGUCAACAGCCGCAUCGAUGACCUCCAGAUGGUGUUGAACCAAACUGAGGACCACCGUCAGCGAGUGCUGCAGGCUGCCUCCAAGACCAUGCGGGUGUGGUUCAUCAAGGUGAGGAAGAUGAAGGCCAUCUACCACACGCUCAAUCUUUGCAACAUCGACGUCACCCAGAAGUGUCUGAUUGCUGAGGUGUGGUGCCCCGUCUCCGACUUGGAUUCCAUCCAGUUCGCUUUGCGCAGAGGGACGGAGAGGAGCGGCUCGACAGUGCCGUCCAUCCUCAACAGGAUGCAGACCAAGCAAACUCCACCGACCUUCAACAAGACCAACAAGUUCACAUCAGGCUUCCAGAACAUCGUUGACGCCUAUGGUAUUGGGAACUACCGGGAAAUCAACCCAGCUCCGUACACCAUCAUUACGUUCCCCUUCCUGUUUGCGGUGAUGUUUGGUGACAUGGGUCACGGCGUGCUGAUGACCUGCGCUGCCCUCUACCUAGUCAUCCGAGAGAGUCGCCUCCUCUCCCAGAAGAGUGACAACGAGAUGUUCAACAUGGUGUUUGCUGGUCGGUACAUCAUUCUGCUGAUGGGGAUCUUCUCCAUCUACACCGGCGUCAUUUACAACGACUGCUUCUCCAAGUCACUCAACAUGUUCGGCUCUGGAUGGAGCGUCAGGCCCAUGUUUGGCCAGAAAGGAGCCAACUGGUCGUUUGAGACGCUGGAUGGAAAUGCAGUUCUACAGUUAGACCCUGCAGUUCCUGGUGUAUUCAACGGGCCUUAUCCACUCGGAAUUGACCCGAUCUGGAACGUUGCCACCAACAAGCUGACCUUCCUAAACUCAUUCAAGAUGAAGAUGUCUGUGAUCCUGGGCGUCAUCCACAUGCUGUUUGGAGUGUCUCUCAGUCUGUUCAACCACCUGUACUUCAAGAAGCCACUGAACAUCUUCCUGGGCUUCAUCCCGGAGAUCGUCUUCAUGUCGAGCCUGUUUGGCUACCUCGUCCUGUUGGUCUUCUACAAGUGGACGGCCUACGACGCCUACACCUCCAAGGACGCUCCCAGCCUUCUCAUCCACUUCAUCAACAUGUGUCUGUUCAACUACAAUGACCCCACGAACAAGCCCCUCUACGCGGGACAGAUGGGGAUCCAGGUUUUGUUGGUGCUGAUUGCCCUUGCAUGUGUACCCUGUAUGCUGAUUGUGAAAACUAUGGUGCUUCGGCGUCAGCACCUGUGGAGAAAGCACCUGUCCCAGAAGAGGGAAGAAACCCCUGCAGAGAAUCUAAAGCAGUCUUUAGAGCAAACAGGCGUGUCCUCAUCAUGCACCGGACUCACCCAACAGGGCACGCAGAAGUUCGGAGGGGUGCGGGUGGGCAACGGGCCCACGGAGGACGAGGCUGGCAUCAUGGACCACGACCAGCUCUCCCAGCACUCAGAGGAAGGAGAUGAGCACUCAGAGGAAGAGCCGUUUGACUUUGGUGACGUAGCUGUCCACCAGGCCAUCCACACCAUAGAGUACUGUCUGGGAUGCAUCUCCAACACAGCUUCCUAUCUGCGCCUCUGGGCCCUCAGCCUGGCUCAUGCACAGCUGUCAGAGGUGCUGUGGUCCAUGGUGAUGCACCUGGGUCUGUCCUCCCGGAGUGGCGGCGGGUUCUUCGGCCUGUCCAUCAUCUUCUCUGCCUUUGCCACCCUCACUGUUGCCAUCCUGCUCAUCAUGGAGGGGCUGUCAGCCUUCCUGCAUGCCCUGCGUCUGCACUGGGUGGAGUUUCAGAACAAGUUCUACUCCGGCCAAGGCUUCAAGUUUGUCCCCUUCUCGUUUGAGAGCAUCCUGGAAGGACGAUUUGACGAGUGAUCGGGCCACAGCCAGCAGGGCUCGCAGCCUUCCCUCCGCUCUGUGUAUGUGUUUUUGUGUCUGUGCAUGAGACCAAACGCAGCCCUCUUCCACCCUCUAGUGGUCAUAUGUGAAUUCUUAUUGUGUAUAUGAGUUAUAACGUAGUCCUCGUAAAGGGUGUUUUCAAUGCACAUGUGUAAAGCUGUGGCUUGCUGCGGGACCAUCAAUGUGCUCAGCACUCAGUAUGUUCACCCCUGCUGUAGUAACAUCUCUCCAGCUUCCUUCUAAGAUAUCAAUUGUCAAAUAUAUUUGGGGUAUUUGUGUCCUUACAGAUGAAUCCCAUUUGUAGGCAGAAGUAGACAAGUCACCAUUCUGCCACAGCUGUUACCUACAAACAGUCAAUGGAUGGUUAAGUGUCGUUUUUGCCAUGAAAUGACAUAAUAUGGGGUUGAACUCCAUGAUUCAACAUUUGCCAAUGUUUGUAGCAUGACUGCAAAGCAAUAUGAUUCCUCUCAGUGUUUGAUCAGUACUCCCAGAAGUCACAUUUGCCACUUCCAUUUAAUUUCAAUGUGAAAGAAUCAAUGUAUGGAUGUAUCGAUGGAUGUGUUGGAUUGUUAUUAUCUGACCAUGACCCAGUGUUGUACUGAGAAGAAAACAAAGCUGUCCAUGAUGAGAUGAAGACAUGCUGUCCUUUGUGCUGUGAUGUGUAUCUUCCCUGUGCUCAUUCUCUGUGAAUUGUUGUUGUAAACCAGCUGAAGAAGUGAACUGAUGCAGUGAAUCUAAAAUAUCCCAGUUAACUGUGUGGCAUCACUUCCAGGUGCUUCAGAUGUUGGAAAUAUCAAUCAUGAAAACAAUCUGAUAUAACUUUGCUCAUCCAUUGUUUUUGCAAACUGUGCACUUGUUUUUCAACAUAUCUUAGCUUUAAUUUAGAAAUCAGCUAACCCUAACCCAUCUGGUCACCACACCUGUUAAGGGUUGAACAUGUGGAAGUGUGCUGUCCUGCACUGAAACAUCUGUUCAAGCCCAGGCACAGUUUAGAUUCACAGUGACAAUGAAGUGAGGCUGAUCAUUUCAGUCAUUGUGUCAGCUUCAGAAAAUGCUUCAGUUAACUUUCAUUUGCAGUGUGUAAGCUUCAGAAGAAAAGAGUCUGUAAACCACACAUGCAGCUGUCGUCUGUCACUGACUGGUGAUA